Molecule: messenger RNA, 4090 nt
Organism: Onychomys torridus (southern grasshopper mouse)
Lineage: Eukaryota; Metazoa; Chordata; Mammalia; Rodentia; Cricetidae
Product: zinc finger protein 665-like
Exons: 1
Coding region: 1-2592 (863 amino acids)
Cellular component (GO): nucleus
Source: RefSeq, a predicted model, not a curated record
AUGGGAAUGCAGUGUGGAAACCCUUUAUUUGUUUCUUCCUUUACCAGGUGUGUCAUCUGUCACUCUGGAUACAAGGCAUGUGAGUAUAAGGGAUAUGGAAAGAAGCAUUGUAGUUCUGUCUCUCUCAGAACAAUUGGAAGAUAUGUGGUAGUCCCCACUGUAAGAAUACAUGAUGACUGUGAUACAAGUUUACAAUUAACUGAUGUUCCAACUUCAGUGGGAAUUCAUCUACAAACUCUCAUUGGAGAAAAUGAGGACCAGGAAUAUGGAAAUUCAUUUCUCUCUUCUGGUUCACUCUGCACAUAUAGUGUAGCUCACUGUAUAAGAAAAUGUUAUAAAUGCAAUCAGCAUGGUCCAACUCUGAGUUCUUCAUGUUCUCUUCAAAGAUGUGAAAAAAAUCAUGUGAUUAGAGAAAAUAAUAAAUGUGAGUCAUCUACUAAAGGCUUUAGCCAUUACAGGCGUCUUCAAACACAGCAAACACCUAAUAAUGAAGAGAAUCUCUAUGAAUACAAUCAAUGUGAUAAAGCCUUUAGAUGUGAUUGCUCUUUAAAACACCGAAGAACUCAUUUGAAAGGAAAACCCUGUGAGUAUAAUCAAAGAUAUAAAGGCUGUGCAUGUCACAGUCUUCAUCAAGUACAUAGAAUUCCAACUAGGGAGAAAAGGUGUGAAUAUCAGCAAUGUGAUAAAGCCUUUGAAUGUCCCAUAAUACAUAAUAGAAAUUACACUGGAGAGAAGCCCUAUGAAUGUAAUCAAUGUGGCAAAGCCUUUAGAGGGAAGAAUAGUCUUCUAAGUCAUGAAAGAAUUCAUACUGGAGAGAAACUUUAUGAAUGUAAUCAAUGUGGUAAAGCAUUUGCAUAUAACAGCCAUCUUCUCAGUCACUUAAGUCAUACUGGAGAGAAAUCUUAUGUAUGUAAUCAAUGUGGUAAAUCAUUUGAACAGAUGUGUGAUCUUCACACACAUGAAAUAAUUCAUCCUGGAGAGAAACCCUUUGAAUGUAAUCAAUGUGGUCAAGCCUUUGUACAGAAGAGUGUUCUUCACAGACAUGAAAUAGUACAUACUGGAGAGAAACCCUAUGAAUGUAAUCAAUGUGGUAAAGCCUUUGCAGAGAAGAGAAGUCUUCAGAGUCAUGAAAGAUUUCACACUGGAGAGAAACCGUAUAAAUGUAAUCGAUGUGGUAAAGCCUUUGCACAGCAGAGUCAUCUUCAUAGACAUGAAAGUCUUCAUACUGGAGAGAAACCCUAUGAAUGUAACCAAUGUGGUAAAGCCUUUGCACAGAAGAGCUACCUUCUCAGUCAUGAAAGAAUUCAUUCUGCAGAGAAACCUUAUGCAUGUAAUCAAUGUGGUAAAGCUUUUUCAUAUAAUAGCCGUCUUCUCACUCACUUAAAAACUCAUACUGGAGAGAAAUCCUAUGAAUGUAAUGAAUGUGGCAAACUCUUUGCACAGAAGAGUUAUCUUCUGAGUCAUGAAAGAAUUCAUACUUUAGAGAACCCUUAUGCAUGUAAUCAAUGUGGUAAAGCUUUUUCAUAUAAUAGCCGUCUUCUCACUCACUUAAAAACUCAUACUGGAGAGAAAUCCUAUGAAUGUAAUGAAUGUGGCAAACUCUUUGCACAGAAGAGUCAUCUUCUCAGUCAUGAAAGAAUUCAUACUGGAGAGAAACCCUAUGAAUGUAACCAAUGUGGUAAAGCCUUUGCACAGAAGAGUCAUCUUCUCCGUCAUGAAAGAACUCAUACUGGAGAGAAACCCUAUGAAUGUACUCAAUGUGGUACAGCCUUUGCACAGAAAAGUAGUCUUCAAAGUCAUGAAAGAACUCAUACUGGAGAGAAACCCUAUGAAUUUAAUCAAUGUGGAAAAGCUUUUGCACAGAAGAGUCAUCUUCUCCGUCAUGAAAUAUUUCAUACUGGAGAGAAACCCUAUAAAUGUACUCAAUGUGGUAAAGCCUUUAGAGGCAAGAAUAGUCUUCUCAGUCAUGAAAGAACUCAUAGUGGAGAGAGACCCUAUGAAUGCAAUCAAUGUGGUAAAGCAUUUGCACAGAAGAGUCAUCUUCAUAGACAUGAAAGUCUUCAUACUGGAGAGAAACCCUAUGAAUGUAAUCAAUGUGGUAAAGCUUUUUCACAGAAGAGUCAUCUUCAACGUCAUGAAAGAAUUCAUAGUGGAGACUAUGAAUGUAAUCAAUGUGGUAAAGCCUUUAUAGACAAUUGUCAUCUUCUCAGUCAUGAAAGAAUUCAUACUGGAGAGAAACCCUAUGAAUGUAACGAAUGUGGCAAACCCUUUACACAGAAGAGUCAUCUUCAUAGACAUGAAAGUCUUCAUACUGGAGAGAAACCCUAUGAAUGUAAUCAAUGUGGUAAAGCCUUUGCACAGAAAUGUAGUCUUCAAAUUCAUGAAAGAAUUCAUAGUGGAGAAAAACCCUAUGAAUGUAAUCAGUGUGGUAAAGCAUUUGCACAGAAGAGUCAUCUUCUCAGUCAUGAAAGAAUUCAUAAUGGUGAGAAACCCUAUGAAUGUAAUCAAUGUGGUAAAGUCUUUGCACAGACGAGUCAUCUUCAUACUCAUGUAAGUCUUCAUACUGGACAGAAACCCUAUGAAUGUAAGUAAUGUGGUAAAGUCUUUGGAGAGAAGAGAAAUCUUCACAGACAUGAAAUAAUUCACACUCGAAAGAAACCCUGUGAAUGUAAUGAAUGUGGUAAAACCUUUGUGUUGAAGAGUCAUCUUCUCAGUUAUGAAAGAAUUCAUACUGGAGAGAAACCCUAUGAAUGUAAUGAAUGCGGCAAAACCUUUGCAUAGAAGUCAUCUUCACAGUAAUGAAAAAAUUCAUACUGGACAAUACCAUAUGGAUAUAAUCGAUAUGGUAAUUUCAGAUGUAAUCUACCAUCUGGUUGCUGGAAACUGAAUGUCUACAAGAUGUAUUUGCUGCAGUCCAGCUCUAUAGGGGUUCACGUCCCUAAGAGGAGAUGGAGCAUUAGCAAAGGAAGGAGACUGCCAUGAUCUUAGCGUGAAUCAGCAUGGCUGCUGCUUUAUGGAAAAAGGACUAUACCCUUUAUCCUGUGUAACUGAAUCUCAGUUGAGAGUAAAGCAAGGUUAAAAGACUUGAUGAUCUAGUAUAAAAGCAGCCAUCAACCUCAUUACAGAAUUUUUCUUGAGGCAAACGUGAUGAAUCCAGCAAGUAUCUAAAUGCCUUUCUUGAUGGGAGUCCAUUGUUCCCUUCCAGUGUGCUUUCAUCCUUGGAACUAGGUAUGCCCAGUAAGUAAAUCAUUAAGUUCUCUAUUCUUGGUGUAAUCAGGGGGAUACAAUGGGGAUUCUUGUGUGAGAGUAGGCAUAGUUAUCAUGCUAUAUGGUUCUAUGUUGGUGGGCAUUCUUUUCCAAGAAUUUUGUUUAAAGAGACUUCCUAUGUAUACAUUCUCAUCUUCCAUUGUAGCUCACAAAAAAAUUUUCCACAGUAAAAGGGAUAAGGAGACUUCAUCACAUACAGUGAGAAUUAUUAAAAUUGAAAUAAAAAGAUCCAGAGACUUAAGAUCUGCAAUGUCAAAAUGCUGGAACUUUGUCAAGUGGCAGUGGUCAUUGUGCAGUCCACACCAGGUACUAAACUACUAAACCAUCUCUCAUCUCUUUUUCUUUUAAGAUUCAAUUUAUGAUUUUUAUCUUUGUGAGUGCACAUAAUAGUAUAGUUUGAAAUCAGAUGUCGGUCUGUGUGACCUAGUUCUUACUUUCUACCGUGUGGGUUCUGAGGACCACACCAGGUCCAUCAGUCUUGGUUGCAAGCACCUUUACCUGCUGAGCCAUGCCACAAUGUCCACAGAGCUCUGAGAGUUUUUGUUAAUCCUUUUUUAAAAAAUGGACUGAUGAAGUUCAGGCUGACCUUGAACUUAAGAGCUUUCUUCUCCCACCUCAUUUCCACCUGAUUACUAGGACGACAGGUUUCGAUACUGUGCCGUUUAUGCAUAGGUCUUGUUUGUGCUAAGCAACCGUUCUAUCCAAGGAGAGCCAUUUGAUAUGAAAGCAUUGAUGUAGCCAGUUCUUCAUACACUGAGAGCCACACUAAGACCGAGCCCCACAACCAAACCAAAACUAUGAACAAACACAAAAUUUCAUUUAA